UAUUUUCAUAUUCUGGGUAACGUCUCGUCCAACUCUACCCUGACAUUAGGAAUAACAAUUCGAAGGAGAGAGAAUUGUUUCAGGCAUUUGUGUGGAUUAAUUACUACCUCAAUAUGGGUAUCUUGAUUUCCAGAUUUCGGAAAAAGAAAACGACGAUUGAAGUUCUGGAGGAUCUUGACUCGAAAAUCAAAGAGAUUCAGCAGUAUGGACAGACGACUGAACAGAGACACAAAAAAAUUGUGGGGACUCUGAUAAUUUACAGUGUUAUACUUUAUGUUGUGACAGCUGUCCUCUUCUACUUUUAUUUCUUCCCUGCAGCAUUGUACGAUCAACUGUUCUACAUUAUUCCACUGCUGAUUUUCCCAUUGCUCAUCGUCUUCACCAAGAAACUGGUGACAUGGUACUACAAACGAAAGAUCUCGAGAAAUCAGGAGAAACUCUCAAUAAUGCAAGAACAGAAGAAAAAAAUUCUGGAAGACGUGACAGAGACAGAAACGUACAAAAAGGCAAAGGAGAUUCUUAUGAAAUUUGCGCCUGAUCAACUGAGAAUGACACCACUGACACCUCAGCCCGCUUCGAAAGUAGUCACGAGCCCCGCAUCGACACCGAGAUGCCCUAGCACUCCUCAGGGAACAGUGCGAUCCCCGACAGGUGGUGGUGAGCUGAGAAGACGUGCCUUAACGUUAUCAAGCCCUCAAGAAAAUUCCUCAGUAGGUAGGGGCUUUUCUGGUACUGUUCCAGUGACACCUUCAGGUACCCCGUCUCUCUCCUCUCUACCGAGUAGGCCACAGAACUCGGCGAUAACGAGCCCCUGUUCACCUUUGCCACGUCCCAUUCUCUCUCAGCAGAGAAGUUAUUUGGAUCGUCUGGUGGAGUAUCUAGUCGGAGAUGGGCCCUCUAAUCGGUAUGCAUUGAUCUGCCAUCAGUGUGAUUCGCACAAUGGCAUGGCGCUGAAGGAGGAAUUCGAGUAUUUUGGGUUCAGAUGCUGUUACUGCAAUUACUGGAAUCCAGCUCGCAAGCAGAAGCCCUCAGCCCCAAAGCUUGAGACUGAAGCAGCUUCACCGUUCUCUUCGGCCCUGAGCGCCAAGAAAUCCAACGACACCGAGGCCUCCUCAUCCUCAGGAACAGACUCCGAUAUUGAGGUAGUGGAGAAGCCCGAGACCCCCGAGGUUCCAAAUGGCAAAGUGGAGGAGCAAAUAUCUCAACAAAGUGAUAGACCUAAACCAGAGAAGGAGGUGACAGCCGAGACAGAGGUGGAGGAACCAGAGAAAUCAGUCGAAGUACAAAGUGAGCAGAUGGAGGUGGACGAUUCGACGAAAGAAUAAUUGGAGAGGCCGAGAACAACCACUAGGGAGAACUGGAAAAAUUCCUCGAGAAAUAAUCAGGAAUUACCACAAGUGGCAUGCAUAAUUGUUAAGUUAAUCAGCUCGCGUCAUCUGUGAGGUGGAAAAUGGAACACUGUUAGGGGAGAAUGUCAUGGGGAGUCCUUCUCAAGAUAUUGAAAUCACCGGAUAUAUUGGAACAGAUGAAUUGAAUGAUUUCAUUGAUCCAUUCCACUUAGUAUUCAGUCGACUUGUGCUACUGACAAUGAGGAAUUAAAGGGGUGGUGUUUCAGAUAAUCUCGCCACAGUAAUCACAUCUUCGUCGCAGCAAUUGCACAGAAAUGUUUAUCAUUAAGACUCAAAGUUACUGUUUAACGUUAUUUGGAUUGUUUUGAGGGUUUAUAAUAUGAUCUGUGAUCAAAUCCUUGAUAUUUGAAUGCUGCUAGGAAUUCUCCAUCAUUCUCACAAUUUUAUGACUCAUUUUUGCGGUCAAAAAAUGAGAAAAAAAAGAGUUUCCAUUUCUAUCAGCUGCAUGGGGCUGUAGAGAUAUUACAUAUUCGAAAUAAUCUUCUUAUCGAGAUUUUUUAUGGAUUCACUAUAUUUGUUUCUGUUUCUGGAUUUUAAACCAGGCGUAAUUUUAAAAAAUGAAACUCUUUUUUGUCUCAUUUUUUGCGGAUAAAAAAAUCGCCAAAAUCACGUGAUGACUUAACGACGGAGACAACUCCCUGCAGCGAGUGUAAUUUCAAGAGUUCAUUGUAUUGUUUAGCUUGACCGCAGAAUAACUACUGAGACUGUUUCCAUCUUGUCAAUAUUAAUGGUGCGCUCAUAAUAAUUAAUUGUCCCUGAUUGAGCUUUACCUUACUCAAAUCACUCAAUCUCAACGAUAGUCUAAACUCACCUCCACGCACUGUACAUAAAUUAUUGAACAUGGAUUUUACAGUUUUUCAAAUGAUCGAGUUUAUAAAUUAUUUAUAAUGUAGAAUUGUUAACGUUGGAAUAUUUACAAUCUCACGUGAGGAUUACCGAAGUCAAUAAAUUUCAUGUACAAAGAAUUAAUGAGGUACUUGGGAAACUAGAGAGUCGCGUAGUUACCCCGUCCCAAUAUUUUCGGAAGAUAAUCCUCGAUGGUUUCAUUUUUGGUUGAUGAAUCAUUGGGUAAAUUGCAAAAGCCAGUGUGAUCGGCGAUUUUUACUGCGAUUCAUUAUCCUUAUAAAGUUAGUCGUAAUCUACAUUAGUCUGUAAUCGUCAGCUUUCUUUUUUCUAUUUGUAUUGAUAAUGAGUGAUCCAGAAAGAUAAAAUAUAGUUUUUAGAAAAAAAUAUUGUGCGUAGUCUGAUUAUUUCUUUUAAUAAUUAUUACUUGCUGAAUCGAGCAAAAUAUUUUUUGGCUAUGAAAACAUUGUUUUUUUUUAAUGAAAAAAAUUAAAUAAGAGAUAAAUGUAUAAAAGUAAAAGCCAAGUAAAAUAUUGCUGUUAUAAUUAAAGCAGUUACUUUCUGAAGAUUUGUAAAAAUCCAGAUUUUUCGAUGAUCAUAUCAUUGAAAUAAUAUAACGGUUUUCAGCGUUCUCAUAAUUUCUAUAUUUCUUUAUAAAUGAAGGGACAAUCUACUGAUCAUCCAUCGGUGUGAUCGCAGGUGGUGCGCAUUCGCUGUGCUUUACACCGAAUGAGAAUUUCGGGGCAUUUCUCCUGGUGUUAUAGGUCGGGUAGUGCACAGGGCCCGGGCCGACAACAUGACCGAUGGGUUUCGUUCGCGAUUUAAAGGAAAAUGCAGGGUAUUUUCGCUUCACCACAUCAGUGUUGAAGGCGUACGCUGCGGGACCGGGUCCCACGCUUCUCUUUCUUAAAUCGUGUAGUCCCGUUCUGGAAAUAUUAUAAACGUAGAAAAAUAAUUGGAAAGCCCAGGGCUCUCUGCAUAAUUUUAAAGAAUACCAAGAAGUCUGCUGACUUCGUGUUCCGAAUUCCAUUAAAAAAGAAGGAAUAUUUUAAGACUGCUAAAAUUGUCCGAUUUCUACGCGCGUGCCAACUGAUAAUAAAUUAUAAGUACAUAGUGAACGCUCCGAGGGCUCUUUUAUCCGGUAUAUUUGGACCCAAACAAGAAGGAACCGCAUAUGCAUUGGGUGCAGGAAUAUCAUAUCCCAAUUUAUCGGUUUUUCUCCCUUUCAAGGAAUAUGCUGGGGGUCUGGGAACGUGAUUCAUGGGCGGACAACUCUCAGGACGGUAUCCGCAUGGGCCAGGUCCCAAAUCAUAUCCUAGAAAUGGCAAUUAAAUAAUGCAUCCCUAAAUUAUGUAACCCAUAAUAAUAACACUGUUAUUAUUAGUAUUAGUUCAUUAAAUUAAAUUAUAUUAUAUACUUAUGUAUGAAGUUUUUCAUAAAUAAAAAAAUCUAUUGCGUCA
Molecule: messenger RNA, 3712 nt
Organism: Diachasmimorpha longicaudata
Lineage: Eukaryota; Metazoa; Arthropoda; Insecta; Hymenoptera; Braconidae
Gene: Lnpk
Product: endoplasmic reticulum junction formation protein lunapark-B
Exons: 8
Coding region: 114-1325 (403 amino acids)
Biological process (GO): endoplasmic reticulum tubular network organization
Cellular component (GO): endoplasmic reticulum tubular network
Source: RefSeq, a predicted model, not a curated record